Prunus avium (sweet cherry) is the source of this 2844-nucleotide messenger RNA. RefSeq names its product Tetratricopeptide repeat (TPR)-like superfamily protein (gene CRR21). Lineage: Eukaryota; Viridiplantae; Streptophyta; Magnoliopsida; Rosales; Rosaceae. The record is from RefSeq and is a predicted model, not a curated record. Gene Ontology annotation, molecular function: RNA binding; protein binding. Gene Ontology annotation, biological process: RNA modification.
UCGUGUGGCAACGACAACCAUAUCCUCCUCUUGUUUACUCUGCUUCAUGCCUGGCCAUGGCUUCUCUACCGUACACCACAAUUCCAAACCCACAACUCUCACUUUCCAAACAGUCUAUUCCAAUUGAACUCCACAAACAGUCUCAAGCCCAUUUUACAAAACUUCAAGAAAAUGCAAAAACCCAUCAAAUCUUGUACCAGUCUUACUUUAGCCACAUGUCCUCUCUGUGCAAACAAGGCCAAAUUCAACAGGCUGUGGACUUGUUCGUUGAAAUGGAACUCAAAAACCUCCAAGUUGGCCCUGAAAUUUACGGCGAGCUCCUUCAGGGGUGUGUCUACGAGCGAGCUCUUCAUACGGGUAAGCAAAUUCACGCUCGGAUUAUAAAGAAAGGUGGCAUCUUUGCCAUAAAUGAGUACAUUGAAACCAAGUUGGUGAUUUUCUAUGCAAAAUGCGAUGUUCCGGAGGCUUCAAAUCGUUUGUUCCGAAGGGUAAGAUUAAAAAACGUUUUUUCGUGGGCUGCUGUUAUUGGAUUGAAUUGUAGGAUGGGUUUCUAUCAAGAGGCUUUGCUAGGUUUUAGGGAAAUGCAAGAAAAUGGAUUGUUGCCUGAUAAUUUUGUUGUUCCAAAUGUAUUGAAGGCUUGUGGUGCUUUAGAGUGGAUUGGGAUUGGGAAAGGGGUUCAUGGGUAUGUGGUGAAGUUGGGUUGUAGCGGGUGUGUCUUUGUUGCUAGUAGUCUUGUGGAUAUGUAUGGAAAAUGUGGGGUUGUAGAAGAUGCAAGGAAGGUUUUUGAUGGUAUGCCUGAAAGAAAUGUAGUCACUUGGAAUUCGGUGAUUGUGGGUUAUGUACAAAAUGGUUUGAAUGAGGAAGCUAUUAAGGUGUUUUAUGAGAUGAGGGAGGCAGGUGUUGAACCCACUCACGUUACGGUAUCGAGCUUACUUUCUGCUUCAGCUAAUUUAGGUGCAUUACAAGAGGGUAAACAUGGACAUGCACUAGCAGUUGUUUGUGGGUUAGAACUAAAUACCAAUUUGGGCAGUUCUCUUAUUAACUUUUAUUCCAAGGUUGGUUUGAUUGAGGAUGCUGAAAUGGUUUUUAGCAAGAUGCUUGAGAAAGAUGUGGUCACAUGGAAUUUGCUCAUAUCUGGGUAUGUGCAAGUGGGGGAGGUUGACAAAGCACUCAAUGUUUGCCGUCUAAUGAGACUUGAAAACUUGAGUUUUGAUUCUGUGACUCUUGCAACCUUAAUGUCUGCUUUUGCAGAUGCACGAAGUUUGAAAUUUGGUAAGGUGGGACAUUGCUAUUGUAUAAGGAACAACCUUGAAUCCGACGUGGUUGUUGUGAGUAGCAUUGUAGACAUGUAUGCCAAAUGUGAGAAAAUCGAUUGUGCAAAACGAGUUUUCAACUCUUCAUUUAUAAGAGAUCUUGUGCUGUGGAACACAAUGCUGGCUGCUUUUGCAGAAUUGGGUCAUAGUGGUGAGGCCUUGAAAAUGUUCUAUCAGAUGCAGCUAGAAAGUGUGCCACCAAAUGUGAUAUCAUGGAACUCUCUGAUUUUAGGAUUUCUGAAAAAUGGCCAAGUCAAUGAGGCUAAAGAUAUGUUUUGGCAGAUGCAGUGCCUUGGAGUCCAGCCUAACCUGGUCACUUGGACUACACUGAUCUCUGGUUUGGCUAAGAGUGGUUUUGGCUAUGAAGCGAUUCUGACAUUCCAGCAGAUGCAGGAAGCUGGAAUUAAACCCAAUGUUGUGAGCAUUAUUGGUGUACUAUUGGCUUGCAUAAAUAUCGCGUCGUUGCAGAAUGGAAGAGCCUUACAUGGGUAUUUGAUAAGGCAUUCCCUCUACACUUCAAUUCCAAUUGCAACCUCUUUAGUGGAUAUGUAUGCUAAAUGUGGUAAUAUCGAUCAAGCAAAGAGGGUGUUCGAUAUGAUUGAACACAUGGAGUUGCCUGUCUAUAAUGCAAUGAUUUCCAGUUAUGCGUUACAUGGUCAAGCUGUGGAAGCUCUUGCACUAUAUCAGGGCUUAAAGGAAGAAGGUGUAAAACCAGAUGAUAUAACCUUUACUAAUGCCUUAUAUGCAUGCAGCCAUGCCAUGAUGGUGAAUGAAGGUUUGGAGCUUUUCUUUGAUAUGGUAUCCAAUCACAAUAUAAAUCCAAGUAUAGAGCAUUAUGGCUGUGUGGUUAAUCUUCUUUCUCGGUGUGGCAAUUUGGAUGAAGCUUUUAGGCUUAUUGGCACGAUGCCAUACAAGCCCGAUGCACAAAUGCUGGGAUCAUUACUUGCUGCUUGUAGAGAACACAAUAAAAUAGAACUGGAGGAGUAUUUAUCCAAUGAACUACUGAAAUUACAACCAGACAAUUCUGGGAACUAUAUAGCAAUGUCGAAUGCAUAUGCAGCUGCAGGAAGAUGGGAUGAGGUAACAAAGGUGAGGCAGUUAAUGAAAGAAAGGGGCUUGAGAAAGAUUCCGGGAUGCAGUUGGAUUCAAAUCGGAGAAGAACUUCAUGUGUUUGUUGCUGGUGACAUAUCACACCCUGAAACUGAAAAAAUCUAUGUGACAUUGGCUUUGUUGGGAAUGGAAAUGUCUUUUCGCUGAUGUGUUCCUUCAAAUCAUACUCGUUAUUUUAUUCUGAUUAAUGAACUUUGCGGUGGUGGUUGCCUAUCUGCUAUGACCCUCAGCCCUUGUCCAGGCUCCAACUGAGCACCCACCUAUGAUGAAUAUAUCCACUUUUGAAUGGAGAGUUCUCAGAGAUGGCCAUGCUUGUAAAAUCUGAAAUAAGACUACGGUGUACGGUGCAAACAAGUCAAGGGCAGUGCCAAAUAAUAAAUUCAUGAAGACCAAGGUUUGACUGGGAAGAAAAGGCUCUGAG